GCUCUCUAGAGACGUCAGGGCCAACCGCUCAUUCUUCGGAUUCUAACAUCCUCUCUUCUUUCUCAGGGACCUGAUGCCGAGGACCCUGGAGGGGCAGAUCACCAUGGAGAAGACGCCCAGCUACUUCGUCACGCGGGAGGCGCCCGCGCGCAUCUCGGCCAUGUCCAAGGACACCAAGCUCAUCGUGGUGGUGCGGGACCCGGUGACCAGGGCCAUCUCGGACUACACGCAGACGCUCUCCAAGCGGCCCGACAUCCCCACCUUCGAGAGCUUGACGUUCAAAAACAGGAGCACCGGCCUGAUCGACACGUCGUGGAGCGCCAUCCAGAUCGGCAUCUACGCCAAGCACCUGGAGCACUGGCUGCGCCACUUCCCCGUGGGCCAGAUGCUCUUCGUGAGCGGCGAGCGGCUCAUCAGCGACCCGGCCGGCGAGCUGGGCCGCGUGCAGGACUUCCUGGGCCUCAAGCGCAUCAUCACCGACAAGCACUUCUACUUCAACAAGACCAAGGGCUUCCCCUGCCUGAAGAAGGCCGAGGGCAGCAGCAAGCCCCACUGCCUGGGCAAAACCAAGGGCAGGACCCACCCCGAGAUCGACCGCGAGGUGGUGCAGAGACUGCGCGAGUUCUACCGGCCCUUCAACCUCAAGUUCUACCAGAUGACCGGGCACGACUUUGGCUGGGAUGGAUGACAAAAUAUAAUUUAAAAAGAAAAAAAUAUAAAAAUAUAAUAUAUUUUUUUACCAAUCGGUAGAGAAAAAGCAGUUUAAUAUUUGUUCUGAAAAAUACUUGUUUCAGUAUUUUUCAAUGAAUGUUCUCGCCUCCACCCUUCUCGAUGUAUAAAUGACGCCACGCAUGUGGGUAAACAGGAAAGGAAAACUCCUCUCAUCUAAAUUAUUUCAAUUUUCAGUUUUAUGUUCUGUAUACCCAGGUGCAAUGUGUCAACAUCAGUUGCCAUUAACAUUUUUAAGAAAAUCCUGAUGGUAAACAUUUCUUAGAAAAAUAAGAGCCUGACAAAAUCGGUAUCUGUCCUUUAUGUUUUUCUCCUUUUUUUCCUGUUCCAGUUUUUCAUUAAUCAUUUCCCAACUAAUAAGGCUGUGCGUGACCACACCUCCUCAAAGUUUUCAUGCUGUGUUCGUAUACAUUUUGUGAUUCUUAUUCUACAUGUGGUGGAAAACUCUAAUACUAUAUGUAGAGACUAUUAUUCCGGUUUUGCAGAUAAGGAAAACAGACUCAGGGAGAUUAAAUGACUCAUUUUAAGGCUAGAUGGUGCAUCCUGACAAAAACCCAUCUUCCAUUUGUCUAUUUCAUGUCUUUUUCUAAGGUACAAAGGGAAGUAAAUCAAUUGCAUCUUCACUAGCUAGUUUCAGGAUGAUCUGAAACAGGACAAAGGAUUUUUUUUUUCUUUUAAUUGCUUUCUGAGUUCCAAACUAGCCUGUGGCAUCCAGUUUUAUUACAUAACUGUGUUUAUGGAAAUCACUAAGAUCUGGCAGAAGCUCUUGAUGGUUACAGUACCUAGAGAUAUGGAGAUUUGAUUGACUGGUGUUCGAUUCAGCUUGAGAAACGCUGCUGGAUUCUUGUAUCCAGGGCAAGAUGGACAGCCACACUAGAAACAGGGUAAGAUGUGCUAGGAGUGUGACUUACCUGUUUGUUGAUUUGACUGCCAUAUUUUUUAAAAAGAAAAACCCCACUUCAGUUAGAUCUUACCAGUAUGAAAUUCAUUUUUUCUUUACCUUGUUUUGAAGAAAGAAAAUCUACUUUUUCUUUUAACGGUUCAGGUCUAAUCUGGUAGGUAGCUAGUACUAAACAACUGCCAAAUGACAACUUAUUUGCCAUACCCUUAGUUUUUCAUGGGUGGAGGAUUAUCACUUUGUCACUUUAUUUUUCCAAUUUCCUAUUCACACCAUUUAUAAUUUAAUGCUUAUUAAUAUUUGGGAAAUAUUCAAAAAAUGCAGUUGUGGGUAAAAUGGCUACUUUUCCUUUUCUUCUGUCUGUUCCUGCCCAUCCCCCAUUUAAAUCAAGCAAAUAAAUCAGCAGUUUUUUAUGUGUAUUCUUUUGCUCUCUGAGUGGAUAUUAACAAGAUUAGCAUUAAUGGGAAAUAAAUGGGCUUAGAGAAGAGCACAUAUGCACACAAUAUAUAAAAUGUUUAUAAUUAGUGUGUCCCCAACAUUUUAUUACAGAUUUAAACACAAGAGCAAAAUAUCUCUUAGUCCAUGGAAAGUUUCCUUAUCUGCCAAAAUUUAAAAGGCCAGACAUUCUAGAGUACUAAAGUAAUAUUCUAUUUCUUCUCCAAUGUUGUCAAUCAAAGGAAACUAAAGUUGUUUAAAACUAUACACUAUAAUUGUGCAUUUAUUUAUCUUAGUCACUGUAGCAGGUAUGUAAAUAUUUCUUGAGAAGCCUAGCACAGGAUUAAAGUGAAGAAAAACUAUCUUCCAAGUUUUUAGAUAUUUUUGUCAUAGCUCCAAAUCUUUGGCUUUGUUAAUAUCCCAUUUAUGGGAGUUAAGUCGACCUCAAAGCUGAAUCAUCUUUUUCCAGUCUAUCUUCUUCACUUUUGUGCCCUCAAUUUUCAAAUACUACAGCUUGUUUUUGUUCUACUUAAAGUGGUACUAGCAGCAACAUGAUAUUCAUUUUAAA
Messenger RNA from Fukomys damarensis (Damara mole-rat), 2630 nucleotides. Its product is annotated as heparan sulfate glucosamine 3-O-sulfotransferase 3A1. NCBI's taxonomy places the organism in Eukaryota, Metazoa, Chordata, Mammalia, Rodentia, Bathyergidae. The record is from RefSeq and is a predicted model, not a curated record. The coding region runs from base 74 to 688 and encodes 204 amino acids. The transcript has a single exon. Gene Ontology annotation, molecular function: [heparan sulfate]-glucosamine 3-sulfotransferase activity.